ACUGCGCGUGCGUGAAGUGGCCUGGGCGCUGUGUAUGUCUCUUUCACACCCCCAUUUCUUCUUCUUGGGUUCUCCGGGUUCCCUCUGCUGGCGGAGGCAAUUGGGGGAUCUGAGCGUUCCAUGGCCGGCAGCGGGGGACCAUGACUGAUUACGGGGAGGAGCAGCGCAACGAGCUCGAGGCCCUGGAGUCCAUUUACCCGGACUCCUUUACAGUAUUAUCAGAAAAUCCAACAAGUUUCACUAUCACUGUGACAUCUGAAGCAGGAGAAAAUGAUGAAACUGUUCAGACGACCCUCAAAUUCACAUAUGCAGAGAAAUAUCCAGAUGAAAUCCCACUGUAUGAACUGCUUUCUCAAGACAAUCUUGAGGACAAUGAUGUUACAGAUAUACUGAAAUUAUUGCAGGAACAGACAGAAGAAAACCUAGGUAUGGUAAUGAUCUUCACAUUAGUAUCAGCUGUGCAAGAAAAAUUAAAUGAAAUUGUUGAUCAGAUAAAAACAAGAAGAGAAGAGGAGAAGAUACAGAAGGAAAAAGAAGCAGAGGAGGCAGAAAAGCAAUGUUUCCAUGGCACCCCUGUCACUAUCGAAAACUUUCUAAGCUGGAAAGCAAAAUUUGAUACAGAGAUCGUAGAAAUCAGAAGGAAAAAGAUGAAAGAGGAAGAACAGUGUGGAAAAAAUAAACUAACAGGAAAACAGUUAUUUGAAAGAGAUCAUAAUCUUGAUACAUCUGAUAUUCAGUUCUUGGAAGAAGCUGGAAACAGCGUGGAAGUGGAUGAAUCCUUGUUCCAGGAAAUGGAUGACUUAGACUUGGAGGAUGAAGAGGAUGAUCCAGACUACAACCCCGUCCAUCUAGAUAGUGACUAGACUGAAAUUUUUGUACCUGCUCUACCGGUCAACAGGUGUGAAAACUUGUAUGGAGAGACAAGCCACAAGUGCUUUGGUUCCCUUAAAAAGACAAAAUAUUUCACUGUCAGAAGACUUUUCCUCUGGUGGUUGUCAUCACGGAUAAUAAACUCUUUAACACUUGAAGUGUGUCUCCCUAAUGUUCUUGAAGAAUUGGACUAUGUGGUAAAGUUUAAAAUGCACUUCAAGUUCCGAGUGUGUUGUAGUACUAAGGCCUUGGUUUAAGGUUGAUGCUUUGGAUGCAAAACAAAAUAAAUGGAAAUCAAGAAAA
Molecule: messenger RNA, 1173 nt
Organism: Elgaria multicarinata webbii
Lineage: Eukaryota; Metazoa; Chordata; Lepidosauria; Squamata; Anguidae
Gene: RWDD1
Product: RWD domain containing 1
Exons: 7
Coding region: 141-863 (240 amino acids)
Biological process (GO): cytoplasmic translation
Molecular function (GO): protein binding
Source: RefSeq, a predicted model, not a curated record